Molecule: messenger RNA, 1233 nt
Organism: Neurospora tetraspora
Lineage: Eukaryota; Fungi; Ascomycota; Sordariomycetes; Sordariales; Sordariaceae
Exons: 2
Coding region: 1-1233 (410 amino acids)
Source: RefSeq, a predicted model, not a curated record
AUGUUUUCAUCCUCCAACCGCCAUAACGCGGCAGAACCAAGCUACGCCGACGUCUGGGAGGACACUGAGACGGAAUCGUGUGGCAGCCCGCUGCCUCGUGUGAUGAGCUUCUCUCGUCGGCCGACAUCGGAAUUCAACCGUCCCAAACGAGGCAUAUCAGCUAUCGCCAGACUUGUUGCGGCAGAGAGAAAACAGUUCAACCCAAAUUCGAAGCCUUCUCUCUUGACCGCGUUGCUCAAGCCCUCUACAAUCGUCCAACCGCUCGUCUCACCUACGACCACGAAGGACCCCAUAAUCUUUCCGACUAACAAACCUGGAACAACAAGGAUUAGUCGGGGCCUCGAGUCUCUUCGAAGUUUUCAAGACCUUGGGACAUCGACGGCCUCCAACGCUCCCAUCCCUGCCGAAAUCCAAGUUGCUGAAGCGCCUUCAGCGUCCUCGACAAACACCCGCGAGGAGCAUGACCUCUCACCACCAUCUCCCCCAGCGUCACUCAUUGCUGAACCCUUUGACCCUCAAGAGUACCAGUACGACAAAAGGUACCGCCCAAGCAUCCCUUGCCAUCAACACCAGUGGCAUCCCAUCCGCGAGUCCCAACCGGUAUACUACGCCUUCCCCGCCUACUGCCCACGAGAGCCGCCGUCCCAGGAAUCCCCUUUCCUGGCACCCUCUCUGUCCAAUUCGUCAUCACCACAGAAAGAAUGUACCCACACCCGCUCUGACAGCGCUAUCGCUGGAAUCCCUCUCGGAGCUCACCACCCUGAAGCUGAAGCCAGCACCGGAGCCAUAACUAUAGCCGGAACCGCAACAGCCACGCUCCCCCCGCCUAUCCUUCGUUCACCCACUUCGCCGACUUCACUCUUGAUCUCAUGGACCGCCAACGUCGACGCCUACCCCGACCCCCCCGACCCCGACCCCGACCAAAUCAACCCCUCAUCUCCUGCAUCCCCCUCAGCAAAAACUGCAGCAGCCCCCGCCUCCCCCUCUUACUGCACCCGCUGCGUCAUACCCUUCACCUUCGACAUUUCGUAUCUUGACCAGGACGAAAGCUGGGAAUGCUGUAACUGCGCUGCUAAGAACAUCAAGAUGUGGAUAGGGGAGCAGGAUGGCAUUGUGAGGGUGGUGCUGGGGAGGAACUUGAUUUUGACGGAGUGGCUUGUUGGGGUGGAGGAGGAGGAGGAGGGGGCAGAUGGGAAGGGAAAGGGGGCCAUGGAGAGGGUGUACUGGUAUUGA